Staurois parvus is the source of this 906-nucleotide messenger RNA. The record is from the annotation of a GenBank genome assembly. Lineage: Eukaryota; Metazoa; Chordata; Amphibia; Anura; Ranidae.
AUGAAAGAAGAAAAUGUGAAAACGGUUCUUAUGAACCCCAACAUUGCCUCUGUCCAGACUAAUGAGGUGGGCAUCAAGCAAGCUGACACAGUCUACUUCCUACCUAUCACACCACAGUUUGUCACUGAAGUCAUUAAGACAGAAAGACCUGACGGAAUUAUCCUGGGAAUGGGUGGACAGACAGCUCUGAAUUGCGGUGUGGAACUUUUCAAACGAGGUGUACUCAAGGAAUAUGGAGUACGGGUUUUGGGCACCUCAGUGGAGUCCAUCAUGUUUACAGAAGACAGACAGCUCUUCUCUGACAAACUAAAUGAAAUCAAGGAACCUAUUGCCCCCAGUUUUGCCGUGGAAUCGGUGAAAGAUGCUUUGGAAGCAGCUGAUAAAAUUGGCUAUCCUGUCAUGAUUCGAUCUGCCUAUGCCUUAGGUGGUCUAGGGUCAGGUCUUUGUCCUGAUAAGGAAACACUCACGGAUCUGGCAACAAAGGUAAAAGCUCUGGCAAUGACUAACCAGAUCUUGGUGGAACGUUCAGUAGUGGGCUGGAAAGAGAUUGAGUAUGAGGUAGUCAGAGAUGCAGCAGAUAACUGUGUUACCGUCUGCAACAUGGAAAAUGUUGAUGCUAUGGGGGUCCAUACAGGGGACUCCAUAGUUGUUGCUCCUUGCCAGACUUUGUCCAAUGAGGAGUGCCAGAUGCUGAGAGCAGUCUCCAUUAAAGUUGUACGACACUUGGGUAUUGUUGGUGAAUGCAAUAUACAGUUUGCUCUUCAUCCAACCUCACUGGAAUAUGUCAUCAUUGAAGUCAAUGCUCGACUUUCUCGUAGUUCAGCUUUGGCAUCCAAAGCCACUGGCUACCCCUCUGGCUUUCAUCGCUGCCAAAAUUGCCUUGGGAAUUCCUCUACCAGAAAUUAA